Messenger RNA from Pestalotiopsis fici W106-1, 1650 nucleotides. RefSeq lists its product as uncharacterized. Lineage: Eukaryota; Fungi; Ascomycota; Sordariomycetes; Amphisphaeriales; Sporocadaceae. Gene Ontology annotation, cellular component: membrane. Gene Ontology annotation, biological process: transmembrane transport. Bases 1 to 1650 code for a protein of 549 amino acids. The transcript has 5 exons. The record is from RefSeq and is a predicted model, not a curated record. Gene Ontology annotation, molecular function: transmembrane transporter activity.
AUGGCGGCCACUGAAACUACGCCCUUGCUGGGCAAUGGCGCCCAAGGGAAGAAGCAGCCGGUCGCUAGAGCGAAAGCGGAGCAAAAGAGUUCCUUCUUCGGGCCCGCCAAUCGCAUCCUCUUGGCCGGUUUCUUGAUGGCAUUCACACUGGGCAUUACCCAAGUUCCCAUCAUUUACGUAUUUCGUGUAAUGGAAUGUGAUGUAUUCUAUAGCCAUAAUCCUCCCUUUGACGGGAUUGGUGAUCGCUGCCACCGCCGGGAGAUCGACGCCGGCACCGCGACGCAGGUCUCUAUACUAGGAAUGUCCACUUCAUUCAGCGGCGUCUUCAAUCUCUUUGUGUGCGGGUAUUUCAUCAAAUUGUGGGGGCCGCGAUGGGCUUUUGUUAGUCAGACUUCGCUGCUUGGCAUCCGUGUAGCCACUCAGGUCAUGGGCGUGACUAUUGGCGGCAGAACUGGUAUAAUCAUAUUCCAGGCUUUCCAGAGUAUAGGCAUCAUCGGCGGGCCGCGUGGGUUCCAGUUGGUGCUUAAUACAGCAGUCAGUGAAAUUGUUCCUGCAAGAGACCGAACUGCCGUCUUUGGUAGACUUCAAGGAUCCAUCAUGCUUGGAACUGCCUUUGGCUAUCUGUUGGGCGGUGUACUUGGUGACAUGUAUGGCAUUCGACGGCCUUUCGAAGUGGCCUUCUUCCUCUACAUAACGUCCAGCAUAUACGGCGCCCUGUUCUUGCCCGAAGCACCGACCGAGGGCCACGCUGAAAAGAAGAACCCUCGUGGUGUCGGUGGCUUCUUUGCGCCUCUCAAGGUCAUUGUCCCCCAAAAGUAUAUCCAGGAAGAUGGAAAAUUGUUCACAAGUUACGGCCUGAUCUUCCUUGCACUAGGCAUCUUCCUCGGAGUUUUCGCCUCGACCUAUGCACCAACCUUGUUGCAAAUGUAUGCCACGUCCGAAUUCGGCUUUGGUACCACGGAGAACGGAUGGCUCAUGUUUGGAAACGCCCUUAUUCGGGGUCUCUUUUUGAUUGUCAUGUUUCCCAAGAUCAUCUCGGUCGGAAGAACUUGGCUCAAUGGACCCAGCGAAAAUUCCCAUGGUAACGAGGUCGCCAAUGGAGAUGAAGACGAUGUGCCGACUGAUCCUCGCGAUUUUCCCGCUUCUCCAGGUGAAGAAGUCCCACAAGAACCGAUCAAGGCACCGCAACCAGAGGAAGAAGAGGAUGAAGACGUCGGGACUACCUUUGAUCUGUUGUUUGUACGCUGGAGCUUGGUCGUGGAUUCGAUCGUCACGGCUAUUGCUGGAUUUUCGAGUCAGGGUUGGCAGGUGUAUAUGGCCGGAUUUCUGCUUCCAUUUGCCUCUGGUUCUGCGCCAGCAGCCAAAGGUGUCAUGACGGAAAUGUGUCCCUCCCAUCAACGCCAAGACGCCAUUGCGGCCAUUACUUUGGUGGAAAGUGCCGCCAUGCUAAUAACCCAAGGACUGUUUGGACUCAUUUUUGCCUUCUUUUCAGAGAUUGGUCAGCCGAGAUUGACCUUUUUCUGCAAUGCCGGAUUCGCUCUGGUCGCUACCACGGUUCUGUUUCUUUCGAGAUUUCCACCGCCAGGUAGCAAGCGUAUCGACGAAAUCAACGAUGACGAGGCCGAGACGGAGCAACCUAGGGUGAUGUAG